Desarmillaria tabescens is the source of this 1107-nucleotide messenger RNA. RefSeq lists its product as uncharacterized. The record is from RefSeq and is a predicted model, not a curated record. The transcript has 7 exons. NCBI's taxonomy places the organism in Eukaryota, Fungi, Basidiomycota, Agaricomycetes, Agaricales, Physalacriaceae. The coding region runs from base 265 to 1107 and encodes 280 amino acids.
CAUACAAGCCCAUCGUAACAGCCAUCAGGAGCUCAGUGUACUGGCUCUCCUGCACGCCAAAACAGUCCAGCACAUCAGCCUGCUGCAGGACACUACUAUGAUCAAAUGGUUGGGGUCGCUUGGUCCAGGGUCAAUAAAGGUUCAGGGUGAGACGGACCAACCCAUAAGACGUGAGCGCGUCCUCGCCCUUCUGAGAGCGUCGAGCAUGUCGAGGGUGAUAAUCGAGGGUGCGGUUGUGAGAAAGAGAAGCGUCGGAAGAGAUUCAUGAUGCCAAGUGUGAGGUGCACGCGUUGGGGGCCAGCGAGCAGCGUAGAGUCUGGUGCAGGAGAUCUGGGUGUAUUUGGCCAAGGGGUAUCGACAGAACUGCCGGCUACCGGACCGGACAACCGGCAAAUCCUUUACUCCCCAAAAUUCAGUCUCUCCUGCGUUCUCGUCUCUCCUUGUCCCGACGCCUCGUCACGUGUGACGCUCGCUUUACUCGCCAACAUCCGUGUCCAAGGUCAGGAACCGGAAGACAUCGCCAUGGUUGGGUUUCAAGAUGGGAGUAUGCUCGUGGUGAGAGGACAGGCAGGAUACACACGGACAUUGAGGAUCCUCGUGCCCAAGCCGACGCUAGAUGCCAAGUUGUCGGUCAUCGCUGCUGCAGGGGAAAAGGCGGAGGAAGCCCGUACAAGCGUGAAGAAGGGUAAGUAUGAAAAGCAAUCCGUCGAGCUCAAGGUGUUUCAAGAUCUGCUUGACAAGUACGUUGCCGAGAUUGACAAGAUCCUGGAGGACAUGAAGACGAUGCUAGGGGUUCAAACAUUCAUCGAUAAUAGAGGAACAACGAAUGAUUCCCCUGCUCAUUCUUCGCUCCGGUAUCUUCAGACGCCAGAUUACGAGAGAAGUCAGCCGCUGAGACCCAUACGAUGGCCUAUAUCAAUAUUGUCAGACAUGCCAUUGGGGAACGCCCCGUCCUUCUUUGACGCUGUUGGGUGCGCUGGUGACAGUCAAGUCGACUUUCGAACCUCGGCUUAUCUUGGUGGGGCCCUAGCGGCGUAUUUUGGGAAAUGGUGGGGAGGCGAGUCGGCCGACUUGGAUGACGAUGAACAUUUGAGAAAGGACGCGUGA